This is a messenger RNA of Chara braunii, 2864 nucleotides long. NCBI's taxonomy places the organism in Eukaryota, Viridiplantae, Streptophyta, Charophyceae, Charales, Characeae. The record is from the annotation of a GenBank genome assembly.
CGGCGCCUCCACCCGACUUGCAAAACAGGCGAACACGAAACAGAUUGAUGUUCGGAUAUGGAACCAACUUUUCGAACUACACGUUCCACAAUAUGUGUCGGAAGAAAUCCACCAGUGGGUUCGGUGUCCGAUGGGGAUUUGCAAUGCGCCUGCCACGUUCCAGCGAGCGAUGAACAUAACAUUCCAGAAUUUCGUCAACAGGACACGGCUGACGCAAGGGAUGAUCAACUUCUGUGUGAUCGUGUACAUGGACGACAUCCUAGUCUAUUCGGAGACCUAUCACGGGCACGCGCAACACAUUGAAUGGACAUUGGGUGCAUUAAGAGACAUUGGGUUCAAGAUUGCGCUUGAGAAUAGUGAUUUUUUCCUCUCGGAAAUUUCGUUCCCGGGCUAUGUCGUGACACGUGGGGGAUCGCAGCCGGAUUCGAGAAAAGUUGAGGCGGUGAAGGAAGCCCCGGUUCCCACGUCACUGACGCAGGUUCGAGCCUUCUUGGGGCUGGCGUCGUACUAUCGGCGCUUCAUCAUGGGCUUUGCCGCGAUUGCACGACCACUAACGAAUCUGUUGCGGAAGGACCAGCCCCUCAGCUCAGACGCGGAGUGCCAGCAGGCUUUUGCAACUCUCAAGGACGCUCUGGCAAUGACCCCUAUUUUGAUUCGACCGGACCCCUCGAAACAGUUCAUUCUCAUCACGGACUGGCAACCGGAAGCUAUUUUCGCUAUUUUAGCACAAAAGGGGAACGAUGGUCGCAAACACGUCAUCGAGUACGCGUCACGAACCGUACCGGACGAACGAAGAAAUGACUCCGCACCUCAGGGUGAGUGCUAUGCAGUAGUUUUGGGAAUCCAACACUUCCAUCCGUAUCUCUACGGACAGAAGUUCCGCCUCGUAACGGAUCACGAGCCUCUACUAGCGCUGAAGAAACUCACCAACUACACGGGCAUGAUUGGUCGUUGGGCGGUACGAUUACAAGAAUACGACUUCGAUAUCGUCCAUCAAAAGACAGAUCGGCACGGCAACGCGGACGGGCUGACACGUCUGCACCGGCCUGCCAAGUCUGCGCGGGCUCCCACCCUCUCUUACCGUGUCAAGGAGAACAGUGCAUCGCUAUUGAGUGAGAAGAAGUGGGACGCGAGGUGGGAGAACUAUAUCGAGCUCACUUUCUGCCUACUGGAGAUACAGUUCCGCUGGUCAGAGGCGGCCCCAUUCGAAGAAGGACCGGAGCACCCAGAAGACAGCGUGGAGUUUCUGAUCAUCCAAGUCUGGAGGACAGCGGAGCAGGGCGAUCUGCUGGGAUUUCUGUUCGAGAAGGUGGAGGAGGGCAAUCUCACCUUGAUCACGGACGAGUUGCUGGUGUUUUUGACUCAGCUGGCAGACGAUCUGCCCCUGGACAUCUUGUCGCACGUUGACAAGCAGCCUGGCACCCACGUGCUGUCUCGAACGCUCGAGCCGCACCUUGUGUGGUCAAGGUGUGCGAAAAUCGACGAGGACAAUUGUCUCUAUCCCUCCCAGGCGCUCUACUUGGAGAUCGACUUUACCGAUCUCACGUUUUGGGACCCGAUUGCGAGACAAAACGUGGAGCAGGACGAGGGGGCGGAACCAGAAGAAGAUGAAGGAAGCGGGCUAUCAGGAUCGGAGUGCGAAGGAUUCGAGCCUGAAGUAUGCGACGCGGCGCGAAAACGAGCACGAGAGCGGAGGAAACGGAAGCACCAGGAAAUCGCGGAGGGAAAGCGACCCGCAAUAAACGUGUCCUCUGUCGAUCCGUCGAUCGGGGAACCGUGGCGUGAUCCAGAGCUGCCAGAAGAGGAAGACGAUGGAACCACAACAGAGGGAUCACGGAGCCGAAGAAGAAGAAGAACGGCAAGUGGUAGUGCAGGACAAUCUCGAACUGUUGCAGUCCCGAGUUUGGACCCGGCAGUGGCUGGGCCCAGUGGCAGCUUUGCUUAUAUCGACAGGAAGGCGGCGCAUAUUCCGUCUAAGUAUGACGGAAAAGAUGACGUCGAGUCUUGGAUCAGCUCUAUGCGAUCCUACUUUGAUGUGUUGGGGACACUCCCGGCAACGCAGUCGCCUAUCCUAGGGACCAAUGUGGAGCCCGUCGUAAAGGGUUUCUUGGAAACCCAAGCUGUCCAAUCAGGCUAUAAGAGAAUAGACCUGAACAAAUGGCUGAAGGCUACGCCUGUCACCACACUCGAGGAACUCUUAAUCAAACAAUAUGCUGAUCCGCAUGCUGCAGCCAAAGCUAGACUCAAACUGGACAAGCUUACGCUCAGCAGGUGGACUGGCACCAUGCAUAGCCUGCAACAGUAUGUUAGUAAAUUGUUUGCUACUCCAGAUCUGGAAAUGACUGCGCAGUCUUGCUUGGAUGUAAUAAAAGGCACGGUCCCCUCUACUAUUAAAGAUCGCCUGGGGCUCGGACUCACCGCAUACACUGAUUGGUUUACCCUUAUGAGGGAUCUGGUCAAGUUGGAGGCACAAGACCUCCCGGGUGGAUCGGGUAGCAAGAGGACUACCAGCCGAAAACGGUUUCCUGGCAGCAACCGUUUUUCUGCGCACGAUCUGCUAGAGGAUGACGAAGAGAACUUCGCAGACCAUCCUUCCCUUGAUGACGAUCAAGAGCAAGGUUGCGAGGCCUCUUGCUCUUCGUCAGCCCAUGAGUUCGAAUGUGUGAAUGAUGAAGAAUCCAUGAAUGUCUUCAAGAAGACUGCCUACAAAAUUUCCAACCUUGUGGCAUCACCGAUCACCAUGGUCAGAGGAGGGGAGCCAGCAGUGACAGAGGAAAUCUGGCGCCAAACAUCGGGGUGAAGAGCCCCUCCCCCCUGCUCAKUCAAUCCCCUGGCCUCCAGGGUAAUCAAUGCUGGCAGGUUCA